CCUCGUUUUCGCUUUCAGCCGAGGAGGCGCGAAGAGCGGAGCCGAAGCAGCGAGCCUUGCGGGCACUUAAGUUCCUUCUCUUCUUCUUCCUCCUCCUUUUCCUCCUCCUGUUGAUCUUGACGACGGCAAAGCAGCCUCUUCCGACCCCCUCCGCGUUGACAUGGCGCUCCUCUGACGAGGACGCUUUCUCUCUCUCUCUUUCUCUCGCUUUCUUUAUUUCUUUGGAGGGUUCCCUUUUUUUACUUUGAAAAAAAAAAGUAUACAGUAUCCGCGUUUGCCACACGGACGGAGCCCCUUCUCGCAUCGGCCCUCCUCCUCCUCCUCUUUUCCUCGGCCGAGACUUGCUUCCACGACGAAGGAUACCGGUCCGGACCUUGAGCUGUCAAGAUGGCAGAUGAGAGUGCAUACCUCGUGGAAAUGGGAGACCCUCAGGUGUAUGCAGUGGACCACUACUCUAUGGGGAUUAAUCAGAUGUUCAGUAGCUCAACCAUGAUUACUCCUGAUUUACCAUUCCGCACAGCUGAUGGGCCAUAUCUUCAAAUUGUUGAGCAGCCUAAGCAGAGGGGGUUUCGUUUCCGCUAUGUUUGUGAAGGACCAUCACACGGUGGACUUCCUGGAGCAUCAAGUGAAAAAAACAAAAAGUCAUAUCCCCAAGUUAAAAUCUGCAAUUACACAGGGCCUGCAAAAGUAAUUGUACAGUUAGUCACAAAUGGAAAACAUGUUCACCUGCAUGCACACAGCUUGGUGGGGAAACACUGUGAGCAGGGAGUAUGCACUGUUAAUGCAGGACCAAAAGACAUGGUGGUAGGGUUUCCAAACUUGGGAAUAUUGCAUGUUACAAAGAAGAGAGUCUUAGAUACACUGGAAGCACGCAUGAUUGAUGCUUGUAAAAAAGGGUAUAAUCCAGGACUCUUAAUACACCCUGAUCUAAACUAUAUACAAGCAGAAGGUGGAGGGGAGAGACAAUUAACAGAACGAGAACGGGAAAUCAUUCACCAGGCAGCACUUCAGCAGACAAAGGAAAUGGACCUCAGUGUUGUAAAACUAAUGUUCACAGCAUUCCUUCCUGACAGCACUGGCAGUUUUACAAGAAGACUUCAGCCUGUCUUGUCAGAUCCUAUAUAUGAUAGCAAAGCCCCCAAUGCAUCCAACUUAAAAAUUGUACGAAUGGAUCGGACAGCAGGCUGUGUGACCGGAGGAGAAGAGAUUUACCUUCUUUGCGACAAGGUUCAGAAAGAUGAUAUUCAGAUCCGCUUUUAUGAAGAAGAUGAAAAUGGUGGUUUCUGGGAAGGGUUCGGAGACUUCUCACCUACCGAUGUACAUAGGCAGUUUGCCAUUGUAUUCAAAACACCAAAGUACCGAGAUGUCAAUAUCAUCAAACCAGCAUCUGUUUUUGUACAGCUACGGCGAAAGUCAGAUCUGGAGACAAGCGAGCCAAAACCUUUCUUAUACUAUCCUGAAAUCAAAGAUAAAGAAGAAGUGCAAAGAAAACGACAGAAGCUUAUGCCAAACUUCUCUGACAGUUAUGGAGGAAGUGGUGCAGGUGCUGGAGGAGGUGGAAUGUAUGGUGGUGGAGGAGGAGGUGGUGCUGGUGCUGGUGCUGGAUCAGGGUAUGGAUACUCACCAUAUGGUUUUCCUGGUUAUGGAGCAAUGCACUUCCAUUCAAACGCAAACAAAGCUGGGGCUGGAAUGAAACACGGAUUCACAAAUGAUUUGCCUAAAAAAGAUGAUGAAAACUGCUGUAACAAAAAACACAAUGUGAAAUUCAAGGAGAAAGAAGAAAUUAAAGAAGAAAGCAUUUCCACCAUUGACUCAGCUCUUGAGACGGAAAAAGCCAUUUUGUCACAUACAGAUGCAACAAACAUUCAUUUACAAGAUGCUUUCUUUUUGGAGAAGGCCAUGGAGCUUGCAAAGCGUCAUGCCAAUGCCUUGUUUGACUAUGCAGUCACCGGAGAUGUAAAGAUGCUACUGGCUGUACAGCGCCACCUCACAGCUGCCCAGGAUGAAAAUGGUGACAAUGUCCUUCACUUAGCUAUCAUCCAUCUUCACAAGGAACUGGUGAGAAACCUCUUAGACGUGAUAGCAGAUUUCAACACUGCUGAUGUUCUCAAUUCAAGGAAUGACCUUUACCAGACCCCAUUACACUUGGCUGCCAUCACAAAACAAGCAGAAGUGGUGAAGGACUUGCUCAGAGCUGGGGCAGAUAUGAGCCUUGUGGAUCGCCAUGGCAAUUCAGUCUUGCACUUAGCAGCUAAACAAGGGGAUGAGAAGGUGUUAAAAGUAAUACUUAACCACAAAGAGGCAUCUCUGAUUAAAGAUCUUCCUGAUGGGGAAGGCCUGGCUGCCAUCCACUUAGCUGUGAUGGCAAACAGUGUGUCUUGUCUCAGACUUCUCAUUUCUGCUGGGGCAGAUAUCAAUGCCCAGGAACAAAAAUCUGGGAGAACUGCCUUGCAUCUGGCUGUUGAACAAGGAAAUGUCUCCUUGACAGGCUGCCUUCUGCUUGAGGGGGAUGCAUUUGUGGACAGCACUACAUAUGAUGGAACGACUCCACUUCAUAUAGCAGCUGGAAGAGGCUCAACAAAACUGACAGCUCUGCUAAAAGCAGCAGGUGCAGAUCCCCAUAUAGAGAACUUUGAACCUUUGUUUGAACAAGAAGAUAUGAAAGACAGAGACUGUGAAGAUGAAGGGAUUGUACCUGGAACAACACCUUUGGACAUGGCAACAAGCUGGGAGGUAUAUGACAUCUUGAAUGGCAAAUCCUCUAAGUCAGAGGCAGCUUCUGAUGACCUAUUGACUCAAGGAAACAUGAAAGAGCUGAGUGAAGAUGUGAAAUUGCAGCUUUACAAGUUGCUUGAUGUGCCUGAUCUUAACAAAAAUUGGUCCAUGCUGGCACAAAAGGUGGGCCUAGGAAUAUUAAACAAUGCUUUCCGGUUGAGUCCUUCUCCAUCAAAAACUCUACUGGACAAUUAUGAGGUUUCUGGUGGUACAAUAAAAGAGCUUGUUGGUGCUUUGAAAGAAAUGGACUAUCCAGAGGCUGUUGAAAUAAUUCAAAAAGCAUUAUCCAUUUCAACAAGCCAGUCCAGCCAAGAGAAAAUAAAAGAUGCCCCACCUCCCUUGCAGGAACUACCUGUGUCUCCCAUGCAAAAACAAUCAGCCGGUGAGCUCUGCAAUCUCCGACUCCAGGACACCGAAAGCAUGUGCGACAGUGGGGUAGAGAUCUCCCUCCGAAAACUUAGCUUUACGUAUUCAGAGUCUUUCACCAAUAAGUCACCAAUAACGUUGAAGAAACUGCCCACGGGAUAUGGACAAGAUGACCUGCUACAAGGAAAAAUCGAAGCCACCUAAGAGGUGCAAAUUCGUGAUGGGAAAAAAGCAGCUAGCAAUCCAAAGGGCACUAGAAGAAGCAGUUCUUGGAAAGGUACAGUCACAGGGACUUUCAGCAAACCCCAGUUGUAUCCCUAUACAAUGGGAUAGCUCAGGAAAAGAUUGUAUGAACUUUAUUAUUUUCUUAAGACUUUCAUCUGCAAAUGAAAUUAACUCCCCUCUUGUUCAGUGAAAACUGUGUUAAGAGGACAUUGAUAAUGGGCCGAAAUUGUGAAGCACAAAUAUGUCACAAACCAUGACGAGGGUAGAUGCUUAAGCCAAGAAAGUAUAAUGUAUAUUUCAAUAAUUGUAUUUAAAAUUUCAUUUGGUGUCUAUAAAAUCAUUCAAGCUUCAAACUGUUUUCCCUUACUGUUUCACCAUAUUCAUACUGUAAAUAUUUCAGCUUCAAUGACUUAUUCUUGAGAACAUAAACUGUGCUUUUUAAAUGCUUGGGGGUUUUUUAUUUUACUUUUCUAAUAAAAAGCAAAAUUGAAAUCA
Pogona vitticeps (central bearded dragon) is the source of this 3861-nucleotide messenger RNA. The record is from RefSeq and is a predicted model, not a curated record. Lineage: Eukaryota; Metazoa; Chordata; Lepidosauria; Squamata; Agamidae.